AAUGCGAGGGGGAGAGAGAGAUAACCUCACGAAGAAUCAAGUAGCAAAAAAAAAAUAUAGGAUGCGGUGAGCGUGGAUCGAACACGCGACCUUCAGAUCUUCAGUCUGACGCUCUCCCAACUGAGCUAUCCCCGCAAUCUGAUUCUUUUCAACACGAAAUUAAAGUAAGCAUCAGAAUAGCCAUAGAACACAUCAACAGUCAAUAAGGAAGAUAACACAAGUCUAUGGAAUCAAGGCAAAGUGCAGAAGAAGAACAUGACCAAAUGAUGCAUCCAGGACAAGCAAUGUGCACGCCUGUCAGAAAUUUGGAUCGAGUUUUCUUUCCCUUUAUUGGAUCCUAAUGUGCAAGCAUUCAGAUUUUGCAUCUUGAAAGGCAGUAAAGAACCUCCUCCAGUACAUCAGCACCGCCCAUCUUACACCAACCAGUGGAGUGGGUUUAGCUUUUCAGUUCAUCUGCAUGCAAUGAAAAAAGGACACUGCGAAGGACUUGAAUCAGAUACAUAUAUAUGCUUCUUUUCUAUAAUGUCUAUCAGACAUUGUUUCAGCCUCAGAAAGAUGAUGUUAGGGUGAGGGUGAACCAACAACAAGUUUCCUAUUUGUCUCCGGCAGAUCUCUCAUCUGUCAAACUAAUUGCUGCAUGCAGUGCUCUGUUUAAAAGCCAAAUCACAUAACAGUCCUCUUAGUUUACACAUCCAAUGGUAAUGACUAAUCUGGUGAUCUUGUUUGACAACAGCUUCUAAGGCGAUCGAUCCAUGGAUCAUUAUUACGAUUACUAUUCAGAGAAAGGCUUUUGUUGGGUAUGCCGUCUAAAUUCUAUUUGUACAAAGUUCCGCAAGCAAGAUAAGCUAAAAGCAAAGCAGAAAAGGAAAAGAGCAGAGCUCUCGAGAACUCCUCACCUCUGCCAGCAGUCCAGAUCGAUUCUGGAACAUAUGCCAUCAUCGCCAUGCUACCUCCGCCGGAGUUCCGAGCCCCGCCGCCGUCUCCGGUAGCCGGUGUGCAUCCUCAUGGCCUGGACUCCCCAGACGGCGACGACGAGUUCGCCGGGUUCUUGAGCCACUCCCUCCGAGUACCCAAACUCAACCUGCCGCAUCGCAUCUUCCCCCAGGAAGCAACGGCGUGGAACCCCCCGGCGAUCGACUUCCGGCCGUUGAUCUCGCCGGGGGACGCCGAAUCAGGCGCCGCCGAUCUUGUCAAGUCCGCGGCAGCAGCCUUCGGGUGCUUUCAACUCGUGAACCAUGGGAUCUCAGCGGGCCUCGUCGCGGCGGUCGGAGCCGCGGCGUGCCCCGCGUUCGGAAUCCCGCUCGAAUCGAGGACAAAGGCAGCGAGAUCCCCGGAGAGGCGGUGGGGAUUCGAAGUGGAAGAGGAAGGGGAAGGCGAGGAGUUCUUGUGGUGGUGUAGGAGCGGGAUGGGAGACCGAAGAGAGUUGGCGGCGAUUUGGCCACGGAGUUAUAAGGAUUUCAGCGAUAAAGUGGAGGGCUUGUGGUGCGAUAUCCAGAAGAUUGCAAGCAGAGUCGAAGAGGUUUUGUUGGGUAAGAAGGCGGGAAGAGAGGAGGAAGCAGCAGAUGGCUCUUUGCUUUGCCUCCACAAGCAUGCACCGAAUGGAAGCCAUAAUGGUGGGAUAAAGCAUGAACUGCUAAGGAUGCUGGUGAGGAGUUGGAGCUGCUCUUGUGAUUUGAGCCUGCAUCUCCCAGGUGGCGCUUCGGAGUUCCAUAUCUACUCCAAGCGAGGUUGGUACCGGUUUUGUCCGGAGAAUGCAGCCGUCGUCGUCACCGUUGGCGAUCAAAUCCAGGCAUGCAGCGGUGGGUUCUACAAGCACGUCAUCGGGAAGCCAGUUCUGAAGAAAGGAGACCCCCAGGAUUCCAUCUCCAUGGCAUUCCACCACACCACGCAUCAAGCCAUCGUCCACGGCAUCUCCCGACCGAAUCUACACUCGGAAAAGGAAAAGACCAUCUCUCUCGCUGAGCAAAUCAUGGUGGCAGCGUGCCUGGCAAUUGCCUACCACAUAAUAGCCUUCUUCUUCUGUCGUAGUUGAAUGAUGCGGCGUUAUGUUAUGGGAGAUGUUUGGUGUUCCUAUCUCUAGUGUGUACGCAAUUACAGAAUGGUGAGUGCAUUUGAUCUUUUCUUUUACUGUAAUAAAGGUUACUACUACAAAUACAGUUUUCAUUGAGAACAAAGCUUAACUAUUGCACGACUCUGGAACUUGCUAAGGAUUAACAGUGAAUAUCCUUGGAUACGAUCCACGUU
Molecule: messenger RNA, 2244 nt
Organism: Musa acuminata AAA Group (dessert banana)
Lineage: Eukaryota; Viridiplantae; Streptophyta; Magnoliopsida; Zingiberales; Musaceae
Product: jasmonate-induced oxygenase 4-like
Exons: 4
Coding region: 944-2032 (362 amino acids)
Source: RefSeq, a predicted model, not a curated record